CACCACGUCAAUAGACUUUGCUUUGUGUGCACAACGCGACGAACAAGGAAGACGGGGACGAUCGCUGAAAACAAUAAUUCGUGCAUAAUCUUAUCAUUUUACUAUACAUUUUGAUUGCAUUUUUAUCAUAUAUUAAGUAAGGUGACAUUUUUAAACGAUCCCACUUUUCGCCGGUGCAACAAUUCAAAUACAUUUUAAACAUAUCAAAGAUGUCCGAAGCUCAGAUUUGCGAUAUUAGCUCAGAGGUAAAGGAGGAAAUCAGCAAGUUUCGAUUCCGUCGAAAUGCGAGCAACACAGCACUAAUUUUAAAAAUUGAUCGGGAAAAGCAACUGGUUACGGUGGAUGAGCUGUUGGACGACAUCACCGUUGAAGAACUGCAGGAGCAACUGCCGAGCCAUCAGCCGCGUUAUAUUAUCUAUAGUUACAAGAUGGUUCACGACGAUUCACGAAUAUCAUACCCGAUGUGUUUUAUCUUCUAUACUCCACGCGAUAGCCAGAUGGAAUUGUGUAUGCUGUAUGCUAAAACUCGAAUGGCUCUACAACGGGAAGCUGAUCUUACUAGAUACUAUGAAAUUCGUGAACUAGACGACAUGACCGAAGACUGGCUGAAGGAAAAGUUAAGAUAAAAUUCAGGGAUUUGGAAUAGACCAAUCAUUGAAGCCAAAAGUCGCCAAGCAUGCAUUAUCUAUAGAUUUUAAAUUUUCUAUGCUACGAAAAUCCCUUUUGGACGAGAUUUUAGAUGUGGGCUCUAAGAUGUACAUAGUGCCACUUAUUUCAUUUAGCACAUAGCAUUGCUAUCAAGACAAACUGUAUAGAAUGGAAGUAUUUCGAGUUUUUCAAUUUUGUUAUGUCGCUUAGAAAUUACGUUAGCAUGUAUGAAUAUAUCAAAUAUGUAUUUUGAAGUCCACCGAUAAAUACCGCAAUAUUGAUUUCUUAUAUUUUAUUAUAAUUCAAAGCUACAUUUCAUAUUUGAAAAACAAAACUAUGUUAAUUUUUUUCGCAAUAUUCUAUUUAGCAUUUUCGUCUAAUAACGGCAUUUGACAGUAGUUGGAGAGAAAUAGAGUUAGUAACGUCUUCAUUUGAAUACGAAGUUACACUAAAAGGCGAACUCGUACAAAUAUCGUAGAGCAUAAUAUAAAUUCAAACAAUCAUUUUUAUGCAACUUUCGUGCUGAUAAGAUCAUUACACAUAGACUUUUGAUAUUUGGUUUAAAGACUUUUUAUUAAUAUUGAUUUCAAACGAACAGAGUGUAGAAAUGCUAGUUUCUGUCAUUCCGUGGAGUACAAAUGAAAAUUUUAUACUGCAUGAAAAUUGUUCAAAUACUAAUUAUGUUUGAGAAAUGUGCGGUAUUUUUUUUAAUAGCAACAGUUUUUAACAAAAACCAGUAUGUUUAUUGAAGCGGUUAUUCAAAGCGAGAUUUGCUCAGCACCAUAAAAAAUUUCGUUAUGACACGACAUGGAAAUAACGUAGAAUAAGUUAUUGAAUAAUUUGUAUACCCAACUAUUCCACGUAAGACGUAAUCGAAUCGGAUACAGGAUUAUUUUGUGUGAAACUUUCGAAGUACAAGAUAGUACGUAUAUUGAAUUACUUAGUAGUGGUUAUGAAAAAAUAAGCCGAAUAGGAAUCAUAUACAUUUGCAGCAUAAUAAAGGCUGAUGAAUAUCUA
Malaya genurostris is the source of this 1665-nucleotide messenger RNA. RefSeq names its product glia maturation factor beta (gene GMF). NCBI's taxonomy places the organism in Eukaryota, Metazoa, Arthropoda, Insecta, Diptera, Culicidae. Gene Ontology annotation, cellular component: actin cortical patch. The transcript is spliced from 3 exons. Bases 210 to 626 code for a protein of 138 amino acids. Gene Ontology annotation, molecular function: actin binding; Arp2/3 complex binding. Gene Ontology annotation, biological process: actin filament debranching; negative regulation of Arp2/3 complex-mediated actin nucleation. The record is from RefSeq and is a predicted model, not a curated record.